Anguilla anguilla (European eel) is the source of this 3976-nucleotide messenger RNA. Its product is annotated as dematin-like. NCBI's taxonomy places the organism in Eukaryota, Metazoa, Chordata, Actinopteri, Anguilliformes, Anguillidae. The transcript has 17 exons. Bases 387 to 1664 code for a protein of 425 amino acids. Gene Ontology annotation, biological process: lamellipodium assembly; cytoskeleton organization; actin filament bundle assembly. Gene Ontology annotation, cellular component: actin cytoskeleton; plasma membrane. The record is from RefSeq and is a predicted model, not a curated record. Gene Ontology annotation, molecular function: actin filament binding.
ACAUUGCCGCUAUCUAAAUAGAGCAGCCUUGCUCUGUGCAUGCAGUGCAGCGAGGCUAGUCCUGAUAACUAUUCCCCACCGAAACGGCCAUAUCCUCUAUGUGACUACUGAAUUGGAGGAUUUGGCCUGUAUUAGCCCUCAAACAGUAAACCGUAUCCAGGGAAUUUAAAAGCAAAAGGGAUUAGUUUGCUGGCUUGUGGAAGGAGGAGACGGAGGGCUGGUUUAUUUGGAAAAGGACAAUAUUUGCAGGUGUGCAAAGUCUUUGUUGUUUGUUUCAGAGCUGACUCUGGGUUCAGAAAACACCAUCCGACUGCGAUGACACAAUUGGCCGUCUGAGAAAGAACAUCUUGCUGAAAUUCAAGGGAACAGCUUUGUAAUCCUCCAAGAUGAUGCAGAAGCAGCAGACCCGCACUUCCCCCGGCAGUGUGAGUUCCUCCCGGGGGCCCAGUGUCCCUGGCUCCCCUGCUGUCACCAUUGUGGCAAAAAUGGACAAUCAGGUCAUAGGAUACAAGGAUUUGGCUGCCAUCCCCAAAGACAAAGCUAUACUCGACAUUGAACGGCCGGAUUUAAUGAUCUAUGAACCCCAUUUCAACUACUCCUCUCUGGAAAGAUCUGAGCUGCCCAGGAGCCGAGAGAGAUCAAUGUCGCCCCGCUCCAUCUCACCCCCACCCUCCCCUGAGACUUGUGCCAGCAAGGAGCCCAAGGAGUGGCCAGAGCAGAAGUCUCCGGGGGGUUCCUCACUAGGGGGAUCCACAGUUCAAUCCCGCAAGAUCAGCACCUCUGCCAAGGGCCCCAUGCAGCACUUUCAUAGGCCAGACAACGGUACCAACAUUUAUAAAAAGCGACCAAUUUACAAACAAGAUGUCUCUGCGUCAGUCCCGCACAGCAAACACAUAGAAGAUCUGAUCAUCGAGUCUUCCAAGUUUCCUGCUGCCCAGCCGCCUGAUCCCAACCAGCCCUCUAAGAUCGAGACUGACUAUUGGCCCUGCCCGCCCUCCCUGGCUGUCGUAGAGACGGAGUGGAGGAAGAAAGCCGCCUCGCAAAGGAAAGCAGAAGGGGGUGACAACGAGGAGGAUGAAGAGUAUGAUGACGGAGAUCUGUCUGAGGACAUGAUGAGGUUGAGGCAGCUUCAGAGACAGGAGCUCAACAAGAUCCAGUCCAACCUGGGGAAAUUGAUCCUGAAGGAGGAAAUAGAGAAAUCGGUCCCCAUUCGCAGGAAAACCCGCUCACUGCCAGACAGAACACCCAUGCACCAGGGAUCGUCUUCAAGGGCCUCCAAAUCCGUCUCUCUCCCAGCAUGCAGCAGGACCGGACUCAGCAGGCUCCAGUCUGCUGAGUUCUCUCCAGACAGUGACAAGGGAGGGACAGGUCUCCAGGUAGGAGAGCUCAUACAAGAACAGUAUAUACACAGGUGGGGUCCCUGUAGAAUGGAGAGGCUCAGAGAGGGAGGAUGGACAGAGGAAACUCACUGCCCAGUAUGUUGGAACAGAAGAUAUACCCCUAUGAAAUGCUCAUCGUCACCCACAGAGGCAGAAGCAAACUCCCACCGGGGGUUGACAGGAUGCGACUGGAGAAGCACCUGGCUCCAGAGGAAUUUCAGCACUUAUUUGGAAUGCCCAUCGAGGAAUUCGAUCAGCUCUCUCUCUGGAAACGCAACGACCUGAAAAAGAAGGUCUCUCUCUUUUAGUGGGACGCAAGCCACUGCACUCCCUGGGAAGCGAGGCAAAUGUGUAUACAUUCAAGAAAACAAAAUGAAACAGAUCACAGGCAAAAUUCUAGGAAAGGACAGGACUAGGAAAGCUCUUUGAUUGGCACAGCUGCACUGUGUCAGACCUGAAGAAACUCUCGUCCCUGACCGUAUUUAUAUAGAAAUCACCUAUCAACAGUCUUAUCACUGGUCAAAGCCUCCAUAUCUUCUUUCUCUCUCCAAUUGCAGCUGCAAAGUGGGAGAAUAUGGGAAUAAUGACAAAUAGCUUUUCUUCUGUGAGAUGUCCAUAUGGACAUGCUCAAAGAGCUAUAGUCGAGUGAGUCAGUUCUGGCUACUUCCCUCUGGGAAGGUAGAACUUACUGAGUUUAGUAUUUCCUGAAGCGAAACACAUUACUCAGUUCACACUUAACAUGCAAACACUGCCACAAAUAGUUUGGCUAUGGAGAUUAUUGACUUCACUGUCAAAAUGUCUAGUUUAGCAACUACAACUUAGUAGCGUGUCAGCUAAAAAAUAAGCAGUAUGAUUCUGUCACUGAGACUGAACUACCAGCAGAAAGGAUGGUCUUGUAACUUUUUCUGCGCUGUUUUCCGUGGAUUUUGAAGUAGUUUUGAAAAAUUCAUUUCGGUUUAUUUAAUUAAUACUUUUUAUCAUUUUCUUAUGAUUAUUUACCAAAAUGUCUUUAAAUGGAAGGGAACAGUUCCAUUGAACUGUUAUUUUCAAUAAUCCAGAAAUCACGUGUGGUGACAGAAGGCUUUUAGAUAAAAGUGACUUUUUAGUGUCACAGCUUUCGGCUAGUUUAUAUAUGUUACACUUCCCCCUGUAUUUCCUCUAACCUGGAAUGAGCAGCUCAGUGUAAACAUAGGUUUCAUCUCUUCCCUCUCUUUUUUGUCUCAGUCUUGCUGCUAUCAUGUUUUCAAGCACCUUUGAGGUUUCGUUUGUGUUUAACAAGAGCAGUAUUCCUGUUUUAUAGGAUAAAUUAUGAAGUGAAUAUUAAUUUACAUCUACAAAAAAUUUCCCUGUUUUUCCACUGCCAAUUAUGGUUUCAGUGAACCCAGGCUCCUGAUAUUAAUAUAUCUGAAAUGUAUAGUUUUUGGCAUUCUUCUGCUAUGGUUUCACAUAAAAAACAAAUGAUGUGCAACAUUUGUUUUUGGGCAAAGUAUAUUAGUACUACCUAGGUCGUGGCAUGACUUUCCAAGAGGUGAAUUGCAUUCUUCUUACAAGCAUAUAUAUCAAUAUAAGAAUGUAGAGUAAGUAAACAUCUUGUCUUCAUUAGUAUAAGUGAAUAAGAUGAAAAAGCCUGAUGAUAAUGGGGUGGGGCCCUGUGCCCUCCUUGCUGAGGGCGUGGCAGAACCACAGACACUGACUGUGAUAUGAAGGCCCGUGCAGGGGGUCACUGUAAGGAGGCACCGCGACAGGUGCGUGACAAGGAAGGUCACGGCCAUCUUGGCUCCGUGACCCCUUAGCGCCACACGGCUCUCCGCCGCAGACGGGCGGCCCUCCGCGGCUUAUGCCACCUGUUGUGCUGAGGGUUUUUUUUUUUCUUCGCUGGGAUCGAGAGCCAGACAAAACACCACGGCAGGCGACACGCACGACAGCCGUCCGGCUUCUCGGCCCCUCUCAGGCCCUGCCGCCUGGUUCCAGCGUUUGGAAACCCGUGGAGACGCGGCUGCAGGGCUGUCAGAGCUCUUCCAGAAGACCGUAAAGUGUGAGGUGUGUUGGAGGUAUGUUGAAGAGACUGGAUGUCACACGCAAUGGAUGCACCCUCUGGACUCCAAGCCAAUUUUCGGAUUCAGGACUCAUUUCACGCACAUCUUAUCUGUAAUGAUCUCCCGCCACAUAUCAACUUGUGAUAACUUUUCAGGUUUUUUUUUAUUUUAUUUUAUUUUAUUUUAUUUUUUGGCGCCUCGCUAAAAGUCAGCGAUGUAUUUGUUCUCAGCAACAUGGUCUCGGUUUGCAAGUUGGAGAUAAUGUUAAUUGGACAUUUUAACCCACGUCAUAAUGCUCUCACUUUGUUUCCCCUCCCUGCACCGAUGUUACGCCUGUGAUCAUGGUCGUUUUUUGUCAUCUGCUAGCAACCCCUUAUUAUUCGUCAUUCCACCUGAUUCUCAGUAGGUCAUUGUCACACAUUUCAAUGCACAAUCAGGCUUUCUGCCAUGGCUGACAGAGGGCAUUAGUUACAGUACUUGUUGCAGCAGCUUCAUUUUCAACUUCUAAUUUUUUUAUGUGAAAGUGUGUUGAAAAUAAAAUAAAAAUAAUUAUUGAAUUUA